UCUCAACUCCCACCUAAAUAAAAAUUGGGCCUAAUUCAAAACCCCAAAUUGGUAACUAAAGCCCUAAACCCCGAAAUCCCUCUUCAUUCUUCAGUCUCAAAGCUUCAAACAAAGUGUUAUUCUUUGACGUCAUUGCCAUUUUCUCCUCUGUCAGAUGGGUUCAUCGUUUGAAUGUUGAAUGAAACAUUGGUAAACUUUUUUCUUCAGUUGAGCAAUCAAAAAUGAGGUGGCAGAACAAUUUGCGGCAUUUAAUCAAUGUUUUUGGGAAAAGGGUGGAACGAGAUUUAAUUUCAAAUGGAAGUUCUCGGAAUCUUCAUACUGUUACUCAUGCACCAAUUCUUAAAGUUGGAGAAUCAAGGGCAUUGAAGUUGCCUUUUGAAAACUUCCCAAGGCCCUUAUAUCAAUACUUCCAACAGCUAGGAAUUUCCACUUCAAGGAUUUUGCUUGCAGAUUCACCCUCUGAAACACCAAUCUCUUCUCCUCUCAUCCCAAUUUCAGCGGCAAGAGCUGGAAAGACUGAGGGCCAGACUGAAAACCAGGCUGUAAAACCAAAGCCUGCAACAGUUCAAGCUAUUUUGAAAGGAAUAAAGCAGAGUCCUAAAAAGGUGAAUUUGGUUGCUGCUUUGAUCCGCGGAAUGCGUGUUGAAGAUGCAUUGUUACAGUUGCAAGUGACUUUGAAACGGGCAUCAAAAACUGUCUAUCAGGUGGUCCACUCGGCUCGUGCUAAUGCUGUUCAUAAUCACGGAUUAGAUCCCGAGCGGCUUUUAGUUGCCGAAGCUUUUGUUGGCAAAGGAUUUUUCAAGAAGAGACUAAGCUAUCAUGCAAAAAUGAGACAUGGGAUAAUGAUGAGACCAGAAUGUAGACUAACAGUGGUGGUAAGAGAAUUGACUUCAGAAGAAGAAGCUGAAGUAGCGAAACUCAGAGUCAGUAAUUUCAAGAAGCUCACGAAACGGGAAUCACGACUUGUUCCUCAUAAGCUCAUUGAGAGUACACCAAUUUGGGGGAGAAAGAACAAAAGUAGUAGCCAGACAUCUUCUGUUAUGGCUUGAUAGAGUCUUUCUUAGCCAAGUGUUUGAUGACUUUUACCCUUUUAUGCUAUAUUUAUAGACAUUUUACCCUGAAGAUUUUGUGUAAACAUUAGUGGCAUCCUGAAACACCAGUGUUGGUUUGAAAUGGAUCUAUAGUUAGCAGCAAAUAAGAUCUCUCAUAUUAUCAUUCAUUCAAUGAGUUGUAAUGCGUUUUAUUUGUAGGCUUGAGAUCUCUCAAAUAACAGAUGAUAAUCCACUGCAAAAUCACUUUACAUUUCAA
Messenger RNA from Beta vulgaris subsp. vulgaris (sugar beet), 1308 nucleotides. RefSeq lists its product as hypothetical. Bases 222 to 1049 code for a protein of 275 amino acids. The transcript is spliced from 7 exons. Gene Ontology annotation, biological process: translation; ribosome assembly. Gene Ontology annotation, molecular function: structural constituent of ribosome. NCBI's taxonomy places the organism in Eukaryota, Viridiplantae, Streptophyta, Magnoliopsida, Caryophyllales, Amaranthaceae. Gene Ontology annotation, cellular component: mitochondrial large ribosomal subunit; ribosome. The record is from RefSeq and is a predicted model, not a curated record.